UCACACUAUCCCAUUGUCUGGCUAUAAUGCUAUUGUCCAGAGCUGGUGGGCCGCUCGAACAACAGAUGUUGUUGUUUUGAAGCCCGAAAAACUAUUUAGACAUUAUUAUGCCUAAGCCACCUCCGUCAAUCACCAGACUUUACUUUGUCCGCAGAACAUUCCGCUCUUAAUCAGUUAAAUUGAUCAUCCAGACAGCUAAUCAAGCAAAAAUGGGUCGUUUUACCGCUUCCGCUUCCACUGUCGCCAAACAGAUUAAGCAGGGUAUUUCGAAAUACUUCUCAUCGUACCAGCAGGCGGGAAGCAAGGAGAUGAUGGUAAACCAGGAUGUGAAUACUCCUAUAAAACAGGAACUUGUUCCCGACCUUCAGCUUAAGAACCGUUGCUGGAUCUCUCACUCCAAGCACAGCGGAAAGUUUCGUGAGAAUCUACCCCCUGCGGGCUAUAACGACGAGAUCGAUGAACACCCGAGCUCCGCGACACCUGCUCCUCAAGCGAAGCCUCAAACACACAGAGCUAACUCGGAACCCAUCAUGCGUGCUGAAAGUAAGCCGUGGUGGCUUAUAACCGACGAGGAGCUUCGUGAGGAGUACGAGCAGUGCCGGGCCAAGGCCCCUCAGGUCGGACCCAACUUCCUCUGGUGUGAUCGCCGCAGCAGCUUAGACCAAAGAUCGCUUCUGGCUUCUAGGGGCCUCAAGCGUCCCACUGCUGUAGGCGCGUGCAUGGUCACCUGUCCCAAGACCGAAGAGACGGUUGUCCGUUUCACCAAGGACCUUGCCGUGCCUGCCCACGCGGACGAGGGCGAAGCCCUGGCUCAAGGCGACGUCGUCGAUCUGACUACUCCGGAGAUGGUCUCCUUACUUUCGGGUGCCCUCCCCGAAGAGUUCUCUGACUCUACUAAGCCCACUCUCCCCUCUCCCCCUCCCCCUCCCCCAGGCCUAAAGCCGCGUCCAGCCCCCUGUUCUCUCAGGAAGUAUCAGGAAGCCAUUCAGGAGCAGAUCAAGGACGUUCCUGUGAAAGUAGAUGCCGAUAACCUGAGGUACGAGGCUGAAUACAAAUCCAUCUUCCGGCCCCUCGAAAGAAACAAUACGUGGCUUUGACCCAGGCCCUGCCUUAACAAACUCAACCGAACGCGUUUAGCCUUCUAGGCCUUGUCGCGCUCCCAUUGUAUUGGACUAGCACCCCUAGCGUCCAAUGAUAGUAGGUAUUUGGAAGCAAGACCAAGACCCAAGAGUUAGGUAGGUCGGUCGGGCCAGGCAAGGCAGCCAUAAACCUGAGCGAAGCCAUGUUUCCUUAGUUUAGUUUUUCUCCUUUCAGCCCUGCUUUCUUUUAUCUUUUGAUAGGAACUUCAAGGUUCCUUUUAUUGCUUUUAUUGCAUGAUAAAAGGGUUUUCAGUUUCUGCUGAAAGGUAUCCUUAAUUGCUCAC
Molecule: messenger RNA, 1423 nt
Organism: Daldinia caldariorum
Lineage: Eukaryota; Fungi; Ascomycota; Sordariomycetes; Xylariales; Hypoxylaceae
Exons: 1
Coding region: 210-1097 (295 amino acids)
Source: RefSeq, a predicted model, not a curated record